UGUUCGCUUGCCAAUUUAAAUCUCCCUCUCAUAGCGAUGCAACUUCCGUUUUCAGCACCAUGUACAGCGCCGUCACUCUCAUUUUUUCAUCGACAGCUUAUACGGCAGCUUGAGGCGGGGAGGUAAACUUUUGGCAAUAUCAGAGUGAAGGUUUAUAGCCGUGUAUAGCUACGACACUGUUUGCGCGUCUCCAGCCCAAUGUUCAUCACAGUCCGUCGCAGCGAUAAAUAAGUGCGGCCACGAAGAGCGAAGGGGAGAGGCUCCGGAGAUAGGCUCCCGAUAUGAAAUGAAUAUGCACAGAAACGAUUCCGUGAAACAGAUCUGUCGCUUUCUGCUACAGGGUUGCUGAGGGAUAAAUAAAUAGUAAGAGCAAAAAGAGAGAAUCGAGCGACUUGCAACGCGAAAGAGAGCCGGGAGGAAAGGACUGCUGUGCGGGGGGACGCAAAGGGACUCGAUCUGCAUGUGAGACCGCUGGUCCACACACACCGGAGGCAAGAGAUGCAGCCUGCGAGCAAGCUCCUGACUCUGAUUCUCCUCAUCUUCAUGGGCACAGAACUCACCCAAGUGUUGCCAGCGAACCCAGAGGAGUCGUGGCAGGUGUACAGUUCAGCCCAGGAUAGUGAGGGAAGGUGUGUCUGCACUGUGGUGGCGCCCCAGCAGUCCAUGUGUUCACGGGAUGCCCGCACCAAACAACUGAGGCAGCUGUUAGAGAAGGUCCAGAACAUGACCCAGUCCAUCCAGGUCCUGGAUCAGCGAACCCAGCGGGACCUGCAGUACGUGGAGAAGAUGGAGGUCCAGCUCCGUGGUUUGGAGUCCAAGUUCAGGCAGGUGGAGGAGAACCACAAGCAGAACAUCGCCAAGCAAUACAAGGCCAUAAAAGCGAAAAUGGAGGAGCUUAGACCGUUGAUACCAGUGUUGGAGGAGUACAAGGCCGAUGCCAAAUUGGUAUUGCAGUUUAAGGAGGAGGUCCAGAAUCUGACGUCAGUUCUAAGCGAACUUCAGGAGGAGAUGGGGGCCUAUGACUACGAGGAGCUCCACAACAGAGUGUCAAAUCUUGAGGAGAGACUCCGAGCAUGCAUGCAAAAAUUAGCAUGUGGCAAGCUGACGGGCAUCAGUGAUCCCAUCACCAUAAAGACGUCUGGAUCCAGGUUCGGCUCCUGGAUGACCGACCCCCUGGCACCUGAGGGAGAUACACGGGUCUGGUACAUGGAUGGAUACCACAACAACCGCUUCGUGCGGGAGUACAAGUCGAUGCAGGACUUUAUGACGUCGGACAACUUCACGUCCCACCGGCUGCCCCACCCGUGGUCAGGAACAGGUCAGGUGGUCUACAACGGCUCCAUCUACUUCAACAAAUUCCAGAGCCACGUCAUCAUCAAGUUCGACUUCCGCACCUCCUCCAUCAGCAAGUCCCGGCAGCUCGACUACGCCGGCUUCAACAACGCAUAUCACUACGCCUGGGGCGGCCACUCCGACAUCGACCUGAUGGUGGACGAGGGAGGCCUGUGGGCCGUCUACGCCACCAACCAGAAUGCUGGCAACAUUGUCAUCAGUAAGCUGAACCCCAACACGCUGCAGAUCGUCAAGAGCUGGACCACCAACCACCCUAAAAGGAGUGCCGGAGAGUCUUUUAUGAUCUGCGGCACGCUCUACGUCACUAACGGCUACUCAGGUGGCACCAAGGUGUACUACGCCUACUCCACCAACUCCUCUACCUACGAGUACAUCGACAUUGCCUUCCAGAAUAAGUACUCACAUAUCUCCAUGCUGGACUACAACCCGCGUGACCGAGCCCUCUAUGCCUGGAACAAUGGCCACCAGGUCCUCUACAAUGUCACACUGUUCCACGUUAUCCGCUCGGAAGAACUGUAACCGCGGAAAAAUGGAUUACAUACAUUAAUACAUAUUGUCUGUGUAGAGAUCUCCCUAUAUACAAAAUAUAUCUGCGAAAGAAAAAGACUCCAUGGCAAGACCAUUUAUAAUAUCAAAUAACUUUUACUGAAAGACUGCAUCAACCGUGAAUGCAAAGUGGAUUGAAUGUGCAUAUACAUGACACUGAAAAAAAUAAAUUGAAAAUUGAAGGGUUUCAUUCCAAAAUGUGAUAUAUUUGUUACAGGAAAAAAAGCUUUAUCAGUUAAUAUCACAAAUACAGAUAAUAAAACAGAACCGUUUUGUAUAUAAAGGUCUUAGUAUAACUUUAUUCAUAGUAGAUUUUAUUUUGAUAGCUGCCAUGGUUUUGUUAGAGGUCUUUUAUUUUGGAAUGAAACUCUUUAAUUUGUUUGCAGCAUAGAAAAUGAUUGUAAAAGUAGACUAAUAUAUCAGAUUUAAAAAGAAUAAGAACAGAUGCCAAAAAAUAAUCAUCACGCCUUUUUUUUAUAUUAUGGAGUAUCAAACCUAAGCUCAUUCCUGUGGCUCCGGUUCUUCUGUAGAAAUCCUCCCGGCUGAACUUUUCUUUUGGUCAAUGGGGGUCCUGAAACUGAAGACUGUUGGUAAUAAACUGUUGGAUCCCCAGGCCCCAUGGACAGACAGAAAAGUGGGAGGUCAGUCUAGUCAGAAGACUUGAUAGCCUAAUGGGUGCGGUGUGUCAUAUCGUUUUUAUCAAGUACAGUAGCAAAUCAAAAGUCUGUAGAGAAACAGCAAACAACAAUAACAACAUCCACUAAAAGACCUGAAGGCACUGACUGUUGACAGCGCUGUUGUUUGAGAUGAUUUUCCCGUGUUAGUGACUAUGUGUGAAAAAGGCUUUCUUUGCAUGAGUGUUUUCUAUCACUCUGGUCUGCUCUUCUGAAUGUCUUUUGCUGUAUGAUACUAUAAAAAAAAAAGAAGGGAGGGAGGGUGGGAGAGGGAAUAAGGUAGAAUACCUUUGGGAUUUGAGGAUUUGCAAAGAUAUUUACUUUUUUCCUGCUUCUUUCUGUUUAGUUCUUGUUUUGUUCAUUUUCUGUUUCUUUGCAAUCAUUUUAUUUUUCAAAUGUUCUUGUAUCACUGUAACUGUUGGCACCGGGUUUGCCUCUCUGUAUUUGUUUAUUUGGACUGCGUGGGAUGAAUCUAUCUAGCUCACAUCUCUCUCUGAAGAAAAAAAAAAAAACAGAAUGUAUCGAGUAUUGUAUCCUGGGAACCUGGUCCUCCUAUCUUCAAUUCACAUCAUGCGCCUGUAGUAAGGAGAGAUUGUUUUUUUUUUUUUUCUUUUUCCUUUUUAUAGUGGAUAAUCCUGUCUCAUGUCAUGUUUCCCCCCACUGCUAGUGAAGGAUAAUGCUGUUUAAAUGUAUACCCCUGCAGAGGACAAAAGCUUUUCACUCUUUUUGCGCUUUGCUGGACAUGUGUUGUAUCUGAGAUGAGAUAGUUAAUGAUUCGUGUCAAUAAAACAGAGAAAUCUGA
Molecule: messenger RNA, 3375 nt
Organism: Centropristis striata (black sea bass)
Lineage: Eukaryota; Metazoa; Chordata; Actinopteri; Perciformes; Serranidae
Gene: olfm1b
Product: olfactomedin 1b
Exons: 6
Coding region: 499-1872 (457 amino acids)
Biological process (GO): signal transduction
Source: RefSeq, a predicted model, not a curated record